AUGGGCUCCGGCACGAGUUCCGGCGCCAGCGGACACAACAUGAUGGCUGUCUUCCAGAACUCGAUGACCACAUCCCUUUUCUCGGCAGCAUGGACGCCCCAUUCAACCGGUGCCUACGCAGGCACGUGCAUCUUCCUCAUCGUCUUCUCCGCCAUCCUCCGAGGUCUAUUAGCCCUACGCAACUGGCUGGAGUACAGAUGGAUCGAUGCCGAGAUGAAGCGCCGCUACGUCGUUGUUGCCGGACGAGGAACGCUGGCCGAAAGGGUUAGCAAUGAUUCACUGGCGAAGCCCAUGGUGCUGAGCAGCAGCGGCGUCGAGGAGAACGUCAUGGUCGUUCAGAAGCAUGGAGCGGAAGGGCGCCCGUUCAGGUUAAGCGUGGAUCCAAUCCGUGCGGUGCUUGAUACGGUCAUUGCGGGUGUCGGAUAUCUUCUUAUGUUGGCGGUCAUGACCAUGAAUGUCGGAUACUUCAUCUCGGUGCUCGGCGGAGUAUUCAUCGGCAGUCUUAUUUGCGGCCGCUAUGCGACAUACUUCGGUCACUAG
This is a messenger RNA of Neurospora tetrasperma FGSC 2508, 540 nucleotides long. RefSeq lists its product as uncharacterized. NCBI's taxonomy places the organism in Eukaryota, Fungi, Ascomycota, Sordariomycetes, Sordariales, Sordariaceae. Gene Ontology annotation, molecular function: copper ion transmembrane transporter activity. The transcript is spliced from 2 exons. Gene Ontology annotation, cellular component: plasma membrane. Bases 1 to 540 code for a protein of 179 amino acids. Gene Ontology annotation, biological process: intracellular copper ion homeostasis; copper ion transmembrane transport. The record is from RefSeq and is a predicted model, not a curated record.